AUGACUCAAAAACAUCUAUUCUCAAUAUUCGACGUGACCAAACAAGUAUUUUAUUCAACACCAUUAUCAAUCGGUAUAGUAAACCUCAAACCACUACUACCAGGACAUGUCCUAAUCAUACCUAAACGAGUGGUCCCUCGAUUAUCUGACCUAAACCCACCGGAAAUAACAGAUUUGUUCCUUACUGUACAGAAAGUAGGAAAAGGUUUGGAAAGGUAUUAUAAUGCUCAGGCGUUGACUAUCUCUCUACAGGACGGUAAAUCAGCAGGACAGUCAGUUCCUCAUGUCCAUGUUCAUAUCCUACCUCGUCAUCCGACUGACUUCAAUGGUGAGAAUGAUCGGAUAUACCCCCUCUUGGAGGACAAUGAAUCGCACUUGAAAGAGAACUUGGAAACAUCGCAAAUUCAGAAGAAAUCGAUAAUGGCGAAUGGCAAUAUCAACAAUCAGCCGAAGAAGACCAAUGCAAAUGCCACUGGGAACGCGAAUGGGAUAGGUGAGAAUUGGGAUAUACCUUCGGACGAAGAUAGAAAACCUCGUGCGAUGGCAGAGAUGGAGGAUGAAGCGAGGGCUUUUACAGAGUAUUUCAAAUCGAUAGAAGGGACACAGUAG
Molecule: messenger RNA, 609 nt
Organism: Kwoniella botswanensis
Lineage: Eukaryota; Fungi; Basidiomycota; Tremellomycetes; Tremellales; Cryptococcaceae
Exons: 4
Coding region: 1-609 (202 amino acids)
Molecular function (GO): catalytic activity
Source: RefSeq, a predicted model, not a curated record